AUGCCUAAACUCCUACAAGGCAUUGUCACUGUCAUCGAAGUUUUCUACCAAUAUGCCACCAACGAUGAGGAGUGUGCCAUGUUGAACAAGGCAGAAAUGAAAGUAUUUUUGGAAAAUGAAUUCCGUCAAAUUAUGAAGAAUCCAGAUGAUCCAGACACUGUAAAUAUCAUCAUGCAAAGUCUGGAUCGAGACCAUAACAAGAAAGUGGAUUUUACUGAGUAUCUUCUGAUGAUAUUCCAGCUGGCUCAGGCUUGUAAUAAAAUCAUCGGCAAAGAUUACUGCCAAGCUUCAGGGUCAAAGCAAAGAGAUCACAGUCACCAGCACCAAGAGGAACAUAGUGAAACAGAAGAGAAGGACAACGGGGAAGAAUCGUCUUCCAGCCAUUCAAGUUGGAGUGCAGGAGAGAAUGAUUCCUAUUCCAGGGGCUCCAGAGGACGCAUUAAACACAGGCCUCAAUCCAGCUCCAGAAGAAUUGGGCAUCAAGGAGGUUCGUCUAAUUUGGGACACAGGCAAAGCUCUGGGGAAAGAUGGAGAGAGUCAAGCUCGGGCCACUUCAAGGAUAAUAAGAAAAAUAAGUAUGGCUCUCAUCAGCAAGAAAGGUCUAGGAGUGAAGAAGAUGGUUAUACUCAGUCAAAUAACUAUAGAAAAAGAUCACACUCAGCAAAUCAGUCAGGCGGUUGUGGAGAACAAGGGCAUGGUUCCCACUCAGAGAAUCAGUCUUUCAGUUCUGACCAACAUAGGUCUCACUCAAAUGAAUCUUUAGGAAAUAGACUACAGGAGAAGAAAUCAAAUCAACAUCAUGGAUUCAGCUCAGGGAGUUGUGGAGGACAAGACCACUGGUCAAAUUCAAAUGAGCCCACUGGUUAUGGUCAUGAGUCUGGCUCAGGUCAGUCCUCUAGUCAAAGAAGACAUGGAUCCCACUCAAGUGGUCAGUCAGGGAGCCGUGAAAGACAAAAGCAUGGCUCUGGAUCAGGACAAUCCUCUAAUUAUGGAAAAUAUGGAUCUGGCUCUAAUCAAUCUUCUAGUCAGAGAUACCAUGAGCCUAGUUCAGAAUCCAGUUUAGGUGAGUCAUCAAGCUGUGGACAACAUGGACCUGGGUUUGGUCAGUCUUCUGGCUUUGGGCAACAUGGGUCUGGUUUAGGUCAAUCCUCUAGUUAUGGACAACAUAGUUCUACUUCAAGGCAGUCAUCAAACUUUGGACACCAUGGAACUAGCUCAGGCCAGUCUUCCAGCUAUGGUCAACAUGGGUCUGGAUCAAGUCAGUCUUCUAGCCACAGCCAACAUGGGUCAGGCUCAGAGGUAUGGCUCAGGUCAGUCUUCUAG
Myotis lucifugus (little brown bat) is the source of this 1323-nucleotide messenger RNA. Its product is annotated as hornerin-like. Gene Ontology annotation, molecular function: transition metal ion binding; calcium ion binding. The record is from RefSeq and is a predicted model, not a curated record. Bases 1 to 1323 code for a protein of 440 amino acids. The transcript has 3 exons. Gene Ontology annotation, cellular component: cornified envelope; keratohyalin granule. Gene Ontology annotation, biological process: establishment of skin barrier. Lineage: Eukaryota; Metazoa; Chordata; Mammalia; Chiroptera; Vespertilionidae.